AGGGCAGAGCUACUUCCUGAAUCGCCUGCACACCCCAGAGCCUGCGGCGGCUGGAGGUCGGCCUGCGCUGCGCCGCGAUGUCCGGGGUCUCAGCCAGGAGCCUGGCGAAGGGAAGCGCGCCCCCGGGGCCGGUCCCGGAGGGCCUGAUCCGCGUCUACGGCAUGAGGUUCUGCCCGUUUGCUGAGAGGACGCUUCUAGUCCUGAAGGCCAAGGGAAUCCCGCAUGAAGUCAUCAAUAUCAAUCUGAAAAAUAAGCCUGAGUGGCUCUUUAAGAAGAAUCCCGCUGGUCUGGUGCCAGUGCUGGAAAACAGUAAGGGUCAACUGAUCUGCGAAUCUGCCAUCACUUGUGAGUACCUGGAUGAAGCAUACCCAGGGAAGAAGCUGUUGCCAGAGGACCCCUAUGAGAAAGCUUGUCAAAAGAUGGUCUUUGAGUUAUUUUCCAAGGUGCCAUCUUUGGCAAUAACUUUUAUGAGAACGCAAAAUAAGGAAGAUUGCGCUGGCCUAAAAGAAGAAUUGCGUAAAGAAUUCAGCAAGCUAGAGGAGGUUCUGACUAAUAAGAAGACAACCUUCUUUGGUGGCAAUUCUGUGUCUAUGAUUGAUUACCUCGUCUGGCCCUGGUUCGAACGGCUGGAAGCACUGGAGUUAAAUGAGUGUGUAGACCGCACUCCAAAACUUAAGCUCUGGAUGGCGGCCAUGAGGGAAGAUCCUGCCGUGUCAGCCCUCCUCCUUGAUGUGAAGACCUUUAAAGGUUUCCUAGAUCUCUACUUACAGAACAGCCCUGAGGCCUAUGACUAUGGACUCUGAAGGGGGCAGGAGUCAGCAAUAAAGUUAUGACUGACAUAUUCCUUCACUGA
This is a messenger RNA of Lemur catta (Ring-tailed lemur), 853 nucleotides long. It is a transcript of the gene GSTO1, whose product is annotated as glutathione S-transferase omega 1. Bases 78 to 803 code for a protein of 241 amino acids. Gene Ontology annotation, cellular component: cytoplasm. The record is from RefSeq and is a predicted model, not a curated record. NCBI's taxonomy places the organism in Eukaryota, Metazoa, Chordata, Mammalia, Primates, Lemuridae. The transcript is spliced from 6 exons. Gene Ontology annotation, biological process: L-ascorbic acid metabolic process; glutathione metabolic process. Gene Ontology annotation, molecular function: glutathione dehydrogenase (ascorbate) activity; glutathione transferase activity.